Molecule: messenger RNA, 4746 nt
Organism: Pogoniulus pusillus (Red-fronted tinkerbird)
Lineage: Eukaryota; Metazoa; Chordata; Aves; Piciformes; Lybiidae
Gene: STC2
Product: stanniocalcin 2
Exons: 4
Coding region: 610-1509 (299 amino acids)
Biological process (GO): intracellular calcium ion homeostasis
Cellular component (GO): extracellular region
Molecular function (GO): hormone activity
Source: RefSeq, a predicted model, not a curated record
GCCGCAGGACAGCCAGCUCCGAGCACCGGCACCCCCGCGGCUUCUCACACAAGGGCAGCGUCGGUCCGAAGUUGCCUUCCUUGCUCUGCAGCUGCGGGGGGACCAACCGCUCUGUGCUGCCUCCCUCCCUCCAAAGCAGCGCGAUUGUUAAAAGCCCAGGUUCUCUUUCCCUUUUUCCCUUUUUUUCUCUUUCCUCCCCGCCUAUACCGCACCUUCGUCUUCCACCACCACCAGUGGGCUGCAGUGCCUGCCCGCUGCCCCCCACAUGCCCAUCCCCCGCGGAGCGACACGGCGGGGGGGGCGAAGGAGGCGGGAGGCUGCAACCUGCCGGCGGGGCAGGGCCGGCCCCCGGCGGGCGGUCGGAGCAGGGCGGCGUCUGCCAUUGGCCGCGGCGCGGAGCGACACCUGCUCGGCUCCCUCAUGCGAGUGACACCGGGGCUCGGCGGGGAUAUUUGAGGCACCCUCCGGCGCCGUUGCCGCCACUCCGCGCUCGCCGCCGUGUCGGGCACAUGCGGUUCGCGGGGCCGCGGCGAGGAGCGCGCUGGGCCCGGGUGCGGCACCCCACGGGGGAGGACGCGGCGGCGGCGGCGGCGGGGGGAAGGCGCGACCAUGUGCGCGGAGCUCCGCGGCAAGCUGCUGGCCCUGGCCCUACUGCUCGCCAGCGCUCGGGCGGCGGUGGGCACUGAGGCGACCCACCCGCCGGAGGGGCCGCAGGACAGGACCCCGCAGCAGAAGGGGCGCCUGUCCCUGCAGAACACAGCUGAAAUCCAGCACUGCCUGGUUAAUGCUGGUGAUGUGGGAUGUGGAGUGUUUGAAUGCUUUGAGAACAAUUCUUGUGAGAUCCGAGGCUUACACGAGAUCUGCAUGACAUUCCUGCACAACGCUGGAAAAUUUGAUGCCCAGGGAAAAUCCUUCAUUAAAGACGCUCUGAAGUGUAAGGCUCAUGCCUUGAGGCAUAAAUUCAGCUGCAUCAGCCGUAAGUGCCCUGCCAUUAAAGAGAUGGUGUUCCAGUUACAGCGGGAGUGCUACCUGAAGCAUGACCUCUGCUCCGCUGCCAAGGAGAACGUCCAGGUCAUUGUGGAGAUGAUUCACUUCAAAGACCUGCUGCAGCAUGAGCCAUACGUUGACCUAGUGAAUAUCCUCCUCACCUGUGGCGAGGAGGUGAAAAAGGCAAUAACACGAAGUGUCCAGGCCCAGUGUGAACAGAACUGGGGAAGUCUCUGCUCCAUCCUGAGCUUCUGCACCUCAGCCGUGCAUGGUGAAGCCAUCCUGGGUCCUGAGAAGAAACCAGGUGACACCAGCAAAGCCGCUGCAGGCCGCGGGGACAUGCUGGCCCACUCCGACUCAGACCACAGGGAGAGCUCGCGAGCAUCUAAGGGGGAGAGAGGUACAAAGGGCCACCUGAAUGCUCAUGCCCGGGUGAAAGCUGGGGGCCACGGUCCCAAAGGGGCACACGGGAUCACAGACCGGGCAGAUGAACUGUCCGACUUCUCUGACAUCCGGAGGUGAAAAAUGACACCAACUUCCUGUUACCCCCAUCCUUCCCCUCCACUGGAAACCUCCUCCGUUGAGUCCCAUCUUCCCAUCUAUGGACAUUCCAAAGCAUUUCCCAUUCAGAGGUCAAGCACAGGGCAUUGCAAGAUAUAUAUGGACCUCAGCAACAGUGUAUAUAGUAGCAAAGGGAGAGCAGUGGCAAUGGGUUAUAUAUCCAGCAAACUCAACACUUGAGCAGCCGCCAAAUGUUGCAAAAUGUCUCCAACUAAAUUCUUUUCCCCUUUUGUUCUGAAAUGGACAUCAGUUGAAACUUAGGAUCUUGUUUGGGGGUUGUUGGGUUGGUUUGGGGUUUUGUUUUGCUUUUUUUCUUGGUCCCCUUGGCAGGGGAGAAGGUUCCAAGAGGGCUCAGCCAGAUUGCAUGUGGCUGUUUGUGGCUUAGCACCUCUGAAGGUUUAGGGCACAGCCCUACAGCAGAUGGCUGAAUUCCAGGGGGAUUUGGUUUCUGCUUGUGGCUGGGAACGCAAGAGCUCAAGGCUCUCUGUGUGACACUCUCUAGUUGAAAUAGCUACUCUGUCUCUUGCACAGGAACCGUGUGGUCUGGAGCUCCACCGCUUUCUCUUAACUAACUUCUGAGCCAUUGUUCCCAUCUGGGUGAUGCUGCCUAGUUUAAGUGCCCCCUGUUUGUGUUUUAACCACUGCAUAACUUAGCACUUGCUAAUCCAGACGCUUCAGUAUAUCAAAGGUGAGUAGUCAGCUUCCAAAAAAGGCAAUGUGACUGUUAAGACUUGCACAAUAUGGAGGACUCCCAAGAGUAUGCUAGUGGACCUCUCAAGCCCCUGUGCAUCUUCUCAGCUUUACACCUGCCCACUGGGUGACAGAGAUCCUUCACCCCUAGAGGCAGCCCAAAGUUAGGAUGGGUGCAGGCUCAGACAAUAAAGGACCCGGUGUACUUUGUUCUUCUGUAGGGCUGCAUUGAAGGCCCAGCAGAAAUGUAUCUCUCCUUAGCAGUACCGUGGUGCAUUUGCUGGGCUGUGGAGCCUCACUUUAACCUGCCUAUCAGCUGUGGUUUAUCCAAAUGCCAAAGAUAAGGAGAGGGGGUGGAUUUGGUAACCGCUAUGUAGAUAAUGACCACCAAUAUCUGCAGAAUGAGUUACUGAAGGUGGAGACUGUAAAGAGCUUAUUGUCUCUGAGCAGCUGUAAGUGCGAACAAGGUGUUUGGACACGUCUCUCCUACCCCCUAUGCAAUUGUAGUUCUCAGCUUGCAGAUCCUCAAGCCUGUAUCCCCAGAUACUGUACUGGAAAUGGAGGUUAGAGCAUCCACAGGGACAGAAGGGCGAGCUCUUCAGCUUCCUCUAGAGAAAAUGCAAGUUUUCUUAAAGUGGGAAUCACACCAGGGAUUUGAGCCUUCUCAUUUAGAAAGUUUGGGAGGAAAGCUGUGGGGGCAGGAAGGCAGUUCAGUAGAGACAGAACGUACCCAGCAAAGUAACGUACGUCUUGCCGCAUGGUGGGAAGGAGCUGCAUAAACAGUAGAAGGUGGUGGAAUUUGGCUACAAUUUCCAACUAAGAUUUUAGUUACUGCUAAGUGAGCACAGCUCUUAAUAGCUGUAUUCAGGGUUUAAUGCAUGUAUCCACCCGCAGAAGAUAUAGGCAUUACUUUUAAUAGAAGCCACGUAGGAAGCAAGAGAGGACCAUUAAGUUGAAAAGGUGUGUCUCUAUGUCAUCACCAGGUCUUUGCUUGAAUACAUGACCUUGAUCCUGCCUGAUUAUAACUAUGUUCUGUGAUAAAAUUUUCAUGUGACUUAAUUAGAAAGAGGUGGGAUCGGACCAGGUACUACAGUAGCAAAGACCAUGCCAACAUGAGGAGCAGAGCUCCUGGCAGUGAGAGUGCCAGCUGCUCUGUUGGCCCAUAUGCAGCUGUCCCAUGAAGGAGCUUGCCAAGGUUUGUUUGGGCCUGCCUCUGAUGGCCAACUCUUCGGCUCCAAAAACAAAGUGGCUGCUGGUGAUACUCUUAAGAAGGUUUCUAGCAUGCCUCCAUGGGUUUCCUCUGAGUGUCCUCUCUCCCUUGGUGGCAUGUAGCCACCAUGAAGAACAAGCUCAAACCAAAAAGACAAUCCAAGAGAAAAAAAACACCAAACACAAAACAGAAACAUCUUGCUACCAAUGUUCUUGCAUCGAACUAAAAUAAGAUCCCUCUCUGACUAGAGGUCUGAUUUAUCAAUGGGAACCAAACACAGAGCACUACAUCCUUGAAUGUCUCGCUCAACAUACCACCUCAGCAUGCAUACAGUUUUAUUUGUAUUCAUUUGUUCUAGGGGGAAAACUGUACAUUCCCCUUGUUUAGUCAGUGGAAAUUUUGGGGGGGAGGGCAAGCUGUGGGUGGGAGGGAUUUUUUUUUUUUUUAAAUAAGGCAUAACUUUUUUUUCCUCUGUGUGUGAAGAUUUUAUGUGUUCAUCUACUGAUUCCACAUAUGCUAUUAUUGUAAAUAUUUAACAUUUCUAUUUAUUAUAGUGUCUCCAUUAAAAAGAAAACAAAACCAAAACACUGCUGGCUAUUAUAAUUUAAACAUGUCAUGACCUGUGUUGUAUAUAUUCAUGCCACUAGUAUGUUUUUUGUUAUGUUUAAAGCUGCGUAAAUAUAGUUUUAUACAGUUCCAUAAUGUUAUUGACAGCAUAAAUCAUUUAUUUAUUGUUAAACCUUCUUUCAUAUCUAACAAAUAGGGCGUGUUUUACCUGAGAUUAUUUUAUUGUGACAUCUGCAUAGCCUUAAUUCUUUAUAAAAAAAAAAAAGGAGGAAAAAAAAAAGAGUCUGUUUAGAUACUGUAUGAUGCUUUAACAUUCCUUAUGAACUUGCUGUUCAUGAAGGAGGUUUAGCUUAAAAGCUAAGGUAUGAAUGUUUUCCUUUAUGCUUUGCAUCUGGAAUGAGCCUUGUUCUGGAAUGAAAAUACUGGGAGAAGCAAAAUGCCUACUGGAGAAAGAUAGCAGUAAACCCUGGAAGAUGCUGUCCUAACUUGAAGUGCUGAAAUAAAAGGGAAGGAAAAAAAAAAGAAGAAAGGAACAAAAAAUACCAAACUGUCCUUAAUUCCAAAUCUCUGGGAGAAAAACAUACUAGUUCUAUCUCAUGUAGAAGUUGCAGCCAAAUAAGCUUGUACAAAAAAAAAUAGAAAAGGAAAAAAAAAUGCAUAUGACUUUAGACAAAGCUCUGUACCUUUCACACUAUUAUUUUCCUUAAACACUAAUAAAUGUUUUGAAUAAG